Eptesicus fuscus (big brown bat) is the source of this 709-nucleotide messenger RNA. RefSeq names its product peptidyl-prolyl cis-trans isomerase A-like. The transcript has a single exon. The record is from RefSeq and is a predicted model, not a curated record. Bases 1 to 495 code for a protein of 164 amino acids. Lineage: Eukaryota; Metazoa; Chordata; Mammalia; Chiroptera; Vespertilionidae. Gene Ontology annotation, molecular function: peptidyl-prolyl cis-trans isomerase activity. Gene Ontology annotation, biological process: protein folding; protein peptidyl-prolyl isomerization.
AUGGUGAACCCCACCGUGUUCUUCGACAUCGCCGUCGAUGGCGAGCCCUUGGGCCGCGUCUCCUUCGAGCUGUUUGCAGACAAAGUUCCAAAGACAGCAGAAAACUUCCGUGCUCUGAGCCCUGGGGAGAGAGGAUUUUGUUAUAGAGGUUCCUGCUUUCACAGAAUUAUUCCGGGAUUUAUGUGUCAGGGUGGUGACUUCACAAGCCAUAAUGGCACAGGCGGCAAGUCCAUCUAUGGGGAGAAAUUUGAGGAUGAGAACUUCAUCCUGAAACACACAGGUCCUGGCAUCCUGUCCAUGGCAAAUGCUGGGCCCAACACAAACGGCUCCCAGUUUCUCAUCUGCACCGCCAAGGCUGAGUGGUGGGAUGGCAGGCACGUGGUCUUCGGCCAGGUGACAGGAGGCAUGGAUAUGGUGACAGCCAUGGAGCGCUUUGGGUCCAGGAAUGGCAAGACCAGCAAGAAGAUCACCAUUGCUGACUGUGGACAACUCUAAUAAAUUUGACUUGUGUUUUAUCUUUACCACCAGACCAUGCCUUCUGUAGCUCAGGAGAGCACCGCUUCACCCCUAUUUGCUUGGAAUGUUCUAUAAUCUUUGUGCUCUUGCCAGUUUAUUGGGUUCCAUGAUUUCCUUACCCCUUCCCAGUCUAGCUGGAUUGCAGAGUUAAGUUUAUGAUUAUGAAAUAAAAACUAAACAGUUGUCUGUCAAA